This is a messenger RNA of Colossoma macropomum (tambaqui), 2573 nucleotides long. RefSeq names its product regulator of G protein signaling 14a (gene rgs14a). The transcript has 14 exons. Gene Ontology annotation, molecular function: GTPase activator activity. The record is from RefSeq and is a predicted model, not a curated record. Lineage: Eukaryota; Metazoa; Chordata; Actinopteri; Characiformes; Serrasalmidae. Gene Ontology annotation, biological process: signal transduction. Bases 351 to 2060 code for a protein of 569 amino acids.
UGUGUGCACUGUGAUUUCUAAUUUGAAUGGAGGGCUCUGCCCUGGCUUGUGGUUGACAGGGUAGAUUCUCUUGAUGUAGGCCAGGUGCAGUGUGAUUGGAGGGGUGUAGAGGAGGCCCAUUGUUCAGCUCAUGUAGCGGAGUUGCUCAACAAGGUCAAGAAGAAGAGGUUUUUUUAGUCAGAGUAACCACUUCCCCUUGUGGUGUGUUGCUAUGGUAAGACUUCCCUUUGAAACAGGAAAUGACACGGAGUGCUAAGUAAUGGGGCGUGAAGUAAUAUUGCCAUAGGGUAUGCGUGCUUCAGGCGUGACAUCCUCACUCUCGGCUGGAUCGAAGUCACACCGAUGUAGCCAUGUCGAGCAAAAUGAAAACUCUGGCAGUGCCGGCCUGUCAGCUGACGCAGGCGGUUUCUGAUGGGGAGCUGAACAUGUCCAGGUUAUCAGGCACAGGUAGCAGCCCCAGUCUGAAUGGCGGCACCUCUGGAAAUGCAGGUCCUCCUGGAGCGGACGGUCCAGCCAGCAGAGUGGUCAGCUGGGCGGUGUGCUUCGAGCGGCUGCUGGAGGACCCAGUUGGAGUCCGCUACUUUACAGCUUUUCUCAAAUCAGAAGUGAGUGCUGAGAACAUACUCUUUUGGCAGGCCUGUGAGAAGUUCCGGAAGAUUCCACCUACUAAUCUGGAUGAGCUGAAGAAGGAGGCACGCACCAUCUAUGAUCUAUAUCUGUCUGAUACUUCCUUCCAUGCUGUCAAUAUAGACGACACGGCCCGCACUGAAGAGAGCGACCUAGAGAAACCCACACCAGACAUGUUCAGCAAAGCACAGCAACAGAUCUUUAAGCUGAUGAAGUUUGAUAGCUAUGCACGUUUUGUGCGCUCACCGCUCUAUCAGAAUUGCAUGCUGGCCAGUGUGGAGGGACGGCCACUGCCUGACCUCCAGCCCCAGAGCAAGGGUUCUAGAGAGUGCGUCAUGCCUGCUGGUGACCGGAAGAGCAUGGAAGUGAAGAUGCCACUGUCGGAUAGCAAAGCAGGCAAGAAGAAGAAGAUAGAGAAGAGAGGAUCGUGGGGAGCGGAUGUGUCAUACCGGCGGGUGACAGUGUCCAGACAGGAAUCUCAGAUUUCAGUGAAGUCCAGCAGCAGCGUGGAGCUGGGCUCCCUGUCUGGCAGGUCUGAGAAUGGCUGUUCGAGCCCUGUAGGUUUGGAUGCGGACUCGGGCUCCGGUCCUAUGCGAGCGGAUAAAUACUGCUGUGUGUAUCUGCCAGACGGCACAGCGAGUCUGGCUCCGGCACGGCCCGGUCUGCCUCUGCGGGACAUGCUGAGCGGCCUCUGUGAGAAGAGAGGAUUCCCUCUGAAAGACGUCAUCAUCUACCUCCACGGCAAGGACAAGCCUCUCUCUUUGGACCAGGACAGCUCUGUAUUGCGGGACCAGCAGGUCCACCUGGAACUUAGAGUGACAUUUACUUUGGAGAUAGUGUUUGCCGGGAAGGCGUCAGUAAUAGUGGCGAAGUCCAGUAAAACUCUGGGAGAGGCCCUCUCCUCUGUUCUACAGAAGCACAGCCUCCGGCUGCAGGAUGUCGUCGUCACCGUGAGUGGAACAAAAGAACCUUUGAACAUGAAUACCAGCGUCUUCAGUCUGGCCAACAAGACCCUCAGUCUGGCCAACAAGACCCUCAGUCUGGACAGAGCCAAAAGUGCUGGUGAGGUGAAAGGUGCUUCAGUUGUAGAGACUGGCCGAACAAGCCUGAGACCCAAAAGAAUGCAUGACAUGGAUGGUCUGGUAGAGAUGCUGAACCGCGCUCAGUGCAGCAGGGCAGAUGACCAGCGUGGUUUACUGACCAAAGAGCAGCUGGAACUGCCCCAGUUCCUGCAGCUCCCAGGAGAACAAAAGGACGAACAAAGGCCUGAAGAGGGACCAGAAAGCCCUUCCAACCACACACACUCUGCUGGGUCAUCAGAGGAAAGGGGGAAACAAAAAAUUAACGGAGUUAAUAAAGACCCUAGUAAAGAGAAGACUGUAAAAGACUGUGAGAGGGACAGAAUAGGCUCUAACAAUGGGACCUCUCUGUGAGCAUGUGUGGGCAUGCAUUCUUUGUGUGGCACUGAUGCAUUUAUAAAUGAGUGCGUCAUCAAUAUUCGACAUAGUAUACUCAGUGUAUUCCCACACACUGUCCUUCAACAGAGAUCUAUUGGUAAAGACUGUGAACUGCCCACUGAUGCUGAUCUGUUUUUUAAUAGCUCUUUAUCUUGCGCUUUAUGUAUAUGUUUCAUUUUUAUAGAGGUAAGAAAACUACAUAUAGAGAAAGUUUAUUGUUUGAGAGAUUUCUGUCGUGUAUUUAUUUUUCUAUACUGUGGAAUGUUUUACUGUUAUCAAGAAUCAGAUGCUCUUAUAUUUAUUUAGAACAUUUUGCUACACUUACAUGAUUUUCACGUAUUGUUCUUGUAUUAAUUUGUUUCACUUGCAUGAAUUUGUUGUGUUGAAAAGCACGAACUUUGUUGAAAAAUUGCAUUGUGUAAUUUGUGAUUUUUGCUCUCUGCACUUUUGCCUUUGCUGUUCAGGAUCUAAUACAGUUUACAUACUCUC